Messenger RNA from Lodderomyces oxycetoniae, 1230 nucleotides. RefSeq names its product ribonucleotide-diphosphate reductase subunit (gene RNR21). NCBI's taxonomy places the organism in Eukaryota, Fungi, Ascomycota, Pichiomycetes, Serinales, Debaryomycetaceae. The transcript has a single exon. Gene Ontology annotation, biological process: deoxyribonucleotide biosynthetic process. Gene Ontology annotation, molecular function: oxidoreductase activity. The record is from RefSeq and is a predicted model, not a curated record. Bases 1 to 1230 code for a protein of 409 amino acids.
AUGUCUGUUGAUACACCAGCCACCGGUCUUUCCAAAAAAUUGGAUACAUUCGAUAUUAAAGGAGGCAAGUCCCUUUGUGACGCGUUAGCCGAGGCAGCAAAAGCAAAAGAUGAAGCAAAAGGUGAUGUCACAUUGACUAAACAAAAUUUAAUUGAAAAAUCUAAUAACAAGGAAACAUCUUGUAAGCAAGAAAAUGAGAGCAAAACAAAAGAAGACGUUUUAAAGGCAAAUAGACGUAAACUUAAGGAAUUGGAAAAAGAUGAACCACUACUUAAAGAAAACCCUAAACGGUUCGUUAUGUUCCCUAUACAGUAUCAUGAGAUUUGGAAUUUUUAUAAAAAGGCAGAAGCUUCAUUUUGGACCGCUGAGGAAAUUGACUUGGGUAAGGAUCUCCAAGAUUGGAAAAAAUUGAAUGACAAUGAACGAUUUUUUAUAAGCAGGAUCCUUGCGUUUUUUGCUGCUUCCGAUGGUAUUGUAAAUGAAAACUUGGUGGAGAAUUUUUCUGCUCAAGUACAAAUCCCUGAGGCAAAAGCCUUUUAUGGAUUCCAAAUAAUGAUGGAAAACAUUCACCUGGAGACUUACUCAUUAUUAAUCGAUACUUAUAUCAAAGACCGCAAAGAAGCAGAUUACUUAUUUAAUGCAAUUGAACAUAUACCUGCCAUAAAAAAGAAGGCCGAGUGGGCACUUAGAUGGAUAACAGACCCUGAAGCAAGUUACGCUGAACGUUUGGUUGCUUUCGCCGCUGUUGAAGGUGUGUUUUUCAGUGGCUCGUUUGCUUCCAUUUUCUGGUUGAAGAAAAGAGGUGUUAUGCCGGGACUAACAUUCUCCAAUGAAUUGAUUUCAAGAGAUGAAGGUAUGCACACAGAUUUUGCUUGUUUGUUAUAUAGCCAUUUGGAAAAUCGUCCAGAAAAGUCUGUUAUUGAAAAAAUCAUUACUGAAGCAGUGUCGAUUGAAAAAGAAUUCUUCAACGAUGCAUUGCCCGUACACUUGCUUGGAAUGAAUGCUGACCUUAUGAAUACUUAUGUCGAAUUCGUUGCUGAUAGAUUAUUGGAGUCUUUAGGUAACGAAAAAGUUUACAAAGUCACUAAUCCUUUCGACUUUAUGGAAAAUAUCUCCUUAUGUGGUAAAACCAAUUUCUUUGAAAAGAGAGUUUCUGAUUAUCAAAAAGCUGGUGUUAUGGCUGGUUCCAAAGAGAAUAACAAUGCUUUUGCAUUCGAUGAAGAUUUUUAA